Lineus longissimus is the source of this 2501-nucleotide messenger RNA. RefSeq lists its product as uncharacterized. The record is from RefSeq and is a predicted model, not a curated record. The transcript has 2 exons. The coding region runs from base 196 to 1989 and encodes 597 amino acids. Lineage: Eukaryota; Metazoa; Nemertea; Pilidiophora; Heteronemertea; Lineidae. Gene Ontology annotation, molecular function: protein binding. Gene Ontology annotation, biological process: regulation of apoptotic process.
ACAGGAGAUAUAGAUGCUCAUGCCAGUUGCAGGUCAAUGCAUACAUGUAUUAGACCUGAAAUACAUGAUACAAAUUGAUGGUGGAUUGUGCUAUUGUGGAUAUUUCCAACUUUUCUUGAGUUCAUAAUACAUUUUCUUGUGUACAGCACUCUGUGAGUCUUUCAAUCUCUGGGUUCUAACUAAUGAGAACUGAAUAUGGAUAACACAUCAGGAAAUAUUAGGAUAGUUUUUACAAAAAUCAGUCGGCAAAUAAACCACGACGAGCUGUUGGAGCUAAAGUUUUUAUGUCGCAGUAGUAAAGAUAAGGAGGAGACAGGGCACUGGAAUCUUGAUGACCUGGAGUACUCUGUAGCUACAAGUCAAGCAGAGACAAACCACAUUGUGGCAGCAAUCAGUGUCCUUACCAAACGUGAUCGGGAAGAAAUACACAGUGCAAGAGACUUGUUUACAAAACUUCAUGAGGUGACUGGGAAAGAUUUUAAUUCCGUCCAAUUUCUCAAACCGGUGAUUCUUCUUCUACGCACUAUCCAUCGCGAGGACCUUGUGAAACAAUUGAUGCCCUUUCUGCGAUGGAGUUGUCAAAACAGUUGCCAGAGCACCCCCACUGGAAGCAGACGGUGCUCCAUGAACUGUUUACCAACUCAAGUGAGCGUUUUAAACUCUGACAGUCUUCAAACUGAUUCAGUGGACUUGGAAGAGGCAAAAAAAGCUUUAGAUGAAAUCUCAGAUAAACCUGUUCCAAAGCCACGCACCCCUCUGCCAGGUGGAGACUUUCCAAUGCCAGCAUUGAUAUUUUUCAUCUUUAUCUUCAUGAUGCCGUCAUUCAACAGCAUGGUUUAUGUUUAUGACAACUACAUCCAUCCUCCAGCAACAGUUAAGAGGGACCACACAGAUACACCAAUUGAGGCGGACAAAGAGUUGUUAGGUCGACCAGUUCUCUUUGGAUUAAUCCGGCCUGCAUUCCCCGACAAGCACGACCUAAGCCUACAUGCACAGAAUGUCCGGAGCUGCCUCGCUAAACACAAACGAUGUCUAAUCAAAGGUUACUUUGGAGAAGGGAAGAGCCACACCCUCUCAAUGUACAUCCAUGAGAGCAUUGGGAAGUACCCUGCAGGAAUAAUCUGGCUGCGCGAAUGGAAAGACAUUGUGGCUGCAGCAGGAGUCAUCGCGAGCCAUCGUGGGACAGACAUUGUCAUCCGGAGAGAAGCAGCUUCAGCAUAUUUGCAGGAUUUUCUUUGGAACACUCGUGGUUGGCUAUUGCUGAUUCAAGACGAGCACUUGUGGGAUAGUAACGAUUUUAAACGUGUCCUAAAUUUGUUUUUAAAUCUGGAGUCGGAUGUCAACCAUGUAAUUAUAACAUCACAUAGGAUUCCUGAAGUGUUACACGAUAGUAUCAAGGUGUACGAGUUUAACUCUGGUGUUCAUUUCAAGAGCGGAUUGCAUUGUCAUAGCAUGGUGGAGGAGGUGUUAUCAAACUCCAUCAGUCUGACAGACAAGGAAAAACAACGUCUGCUCCCAAUCAUGGAGACAGCAAGCUGUAAUCAGUAUGCACUCAAAAGAAUAACCAACUUCAUAAAUGAAUGGAAUUUCACGAUUGAAGGUUUUGUUGCCCACUGGAACGAGAUGACCAAGAGGGAGUGGCUAGAAAUGCUGGGGUUUGGACCAAAAAGUGAUGCACUCCUCACUGAAAUGAAGAUUUUGGUCGACCUCAAGGAACAACAUCCAGCGGUCAUGAAUUUUGUUCUUGAUUACAUCAAGACAGGAAAGAUCAAACAUGAGAUCCCGGAGUGCAAGUUACAUGAUCGAUACAAGGGGGAGCCACUCUUGUUUAUUUUGGCGAAGUUGCGCGAUCUGUCACUGGCUGAUAUUGUCAUCAAACCCGAUGAGAGGUUGUGCAGCGUCCAGAUGCCAUCACUUCUGAGGCUGCUGAUUGAGGUGACGUUCUUGAUGAAAGAGGACAGGGUCGAACGGGUACUUGGAGCAAAAUAAACUCCACGGAACAAAAUCCCGACUGAAAACAUCCAUGUCAUUGGACUCUUGAUAUAAUGUAUGCUACUGUAAACCAUGACAUUUUUGCAUCUGUUUUGCAUGCAUCUGCUGUCGAACUAACCGAGAGCCAAUGCACCAAACUAUAGCUUUGCAAACACCUCAUGGUUUCAAGUACGUCAAAUUUCAAAUGCCAUCAAUGGAUAAAUCAACAUCAAAAUAUAGCUCUAAAAUAGUUUAUUUUACAGUGUGCUUUCAAUGCAUAAAAUUCGAGACAUGAACUCAGAAAUGGGUACAGAUCAAUGCAUUCAGAAUUACCAAAUAUUUGUCUCCAAUCUGAAGAUUACAUGUAGAAUAGUAUAUCACGAGACUUAAUUCCAAUGGAAAUGGAUAUAAAAAGACCUUCAAAAGGAUUAACAAGGUUCCAAAACUGUUAUAAACAGACCAUUCAGUAAAGUUUGUCUUCUGUAAUGCAACCUAAGUGCAAGAAAUGCUUUCCAGACAAAUAAAUAAAC